GAAAGGAGAGCCAACGGACUUGGGGGAAGGGGUAGGCGGUAUCCUUCCUGCCAUUGCCUGUCUAUCUCUAUAAUUUCUCUUCUCUGGUCUUUGUCUAUGGUCUCCCUAGGCCAGUCUAGGUUUUUGUCGCUCCUCAUCGCCGUUACUUUCGCGAGCUGCUUCGGCUUUGCGUGAAGAAGAGUUUUUUUUUCUAGCUUGUGCUUGUUAGUUUUUGCAUUCUCUGCGCGCUUCUUUUGCAGAGUUCAGUCAGGAUGAAUGGAAAAGGUAUAGCUUUCGGCAGUUUGGUUUAGGGUUUUGGCGGAUUCUGUCCUGACAGCGGGGGGGAUCAGCUUUGAGAAAUCUUGUGGAUGAAUUCGAUUAAAUCAGCGAUUCAAGCUUGUAGCUUUUAUAUAUGUGACAGGAAGAUGAGAAUUAUGAGUUUGUAGGCUCUGGUUUGAAGAGGAUGCGCGAAAUGCGAGCCUUUUUCUCCCAACCUCUCGAAUCCAGUUUUCUUAUUUUAGUCUGCUAGAUUGGAGGAGGGGUUUCUUACUGUACUUUCAUCAUCUUUGGUCCUUAAUCAAUUGAAAUCGGAGUUUCAUCUUGUAAAGUUGUGACCUAGGCUUCGUCGUAGUGCUUUUUCCCUGGAGGUUGUUGGGGGUAGGAACGUGAAGAAAGGUGAUACUGCGAUCCAUGCAUGGAUGGGAGGGAGGGCAUGGGGCUGUCCGGCCCAGCUUCAUAUUUUAUGCAUCGAGGUAUGGGAGCGCCGGGCUCUGGCUCGCAACCGAGCUUGCAUGCCCCACUUGGAAUGUCGCGCUCGGUGCCCAACCUAAGCCCUAGCUUUGCCAUUCAGACUUCGGCUAUGGGCGUUCCCGGAGGCUUUGGUGGUGGUGCGACACAGGGAUCCGCUUUCCAGGCUUCCUCACCUCCUACAAUUGCACCUCACACAGUCAAUAUUGGUCCCGGUGGAAUCGGUGUGGGCGUCGGCCAGGGAGAGCAGGUGAAGAGGAAAAGGGGGAGACCGCGGAAAUACGGACCUGACGGAUCAGUAUCGUUGGCUCUCUCGCCCCUCUCAUCUCCGACAUCAGUUUCCGGCACAUCAGCCGGACUUCUAGGGUCGGGAUCGGGGAUGCCGUCUCAAAAACGAGGAAGAGGUCGGCCGCCGGGCACCGGAAGGAAGCAGCAGCUGGCUUCUCUUGGUGAAUGGGUAGUUGGUUCUGCUGGAAUAGGUUUCACCCCUCACAUCAUAACAAUUCCAGUCGGAGAGGAUAUUGCAUCAAAGGUGAUGUCAUUUUCACAGCAGGGGCCGAGAGCAGUUUGCAUCCUCUCAGCAAAUGGUGCUGUUUCCACAGUUACACUUCGACAACCUGCAACUUCUGGUGGCACGGUGACUUAUGAGGCCAUUGAUCACCAUCAUACUUCAACUGGUCUUGAUUCUCAUAAAAGGGAGAUCGUUGAUAUAGCUAUCGUUUGUACGGGUCGAUUUGAGAUUCUAUGUUUAUCCGGUUCAUACUUGAUUACUGAUGAAGGCGGAUCCCGUGGCCGAAGUGGGGGGUUAAGUGUCUCUCUUUCAAGUCCCGACGGAAGAGUGAUUGGUGGUGGUGUUGGUGGCCUCCUCAUAGCUGCAAGUCCCGUCCAGGUUAUAGUAGGCAGCUUCUUAUAUGGUGGGGCAAAAUCGAAGAGCAAGACUAAGAUGAUUAAACAAGCCGCAGAGGCCGCGGAACAAGCCGAGGGAGACAAGCAGAGCACGCCAUCAAGUAGCCUGCCAAGCCAGAGUCACGCCGCCGCAAUAAUGGGCGGAUGGACAAGCGCCAGGAACGCUCACGUCGACAUCGACUUGAUGCGUGGUUAAGGGAUUUGGGUCUCCUUGUAACAUCAGAGAAAAGCUUGGUGCUUGUAGGGUUGGGAGAAACCUGGUGGAAAGAGAACAUGCUAGCACCUUUCGUUGGCCUAUUGCUGGCACAUAUAUGCAGAAACUAACACACUGCUUAAUCCUGCGUUGUAACAAAAUCUUUAGGUAGCAACAAGUUUGCAUUAUCUUAUCAUUCCUAUUUUUCUUGGCUGUUGUUGCUGCCUGAGAAGCGAGGCUGGAUUUGGUUGCCUGUUUAAUUUGUGGAACAACUUCAUGUACUGAGAUUAGAUUUCGGUAAUUUAUUGUCUGGCCAAUAUUUACAGGAGGGCUUGCGAGCAGCUCCGGAACAUUACUGGCAAUUUACAAUGCUUAUAUUGCCUGCAAAUUGUCUAAAA
This is a messenger RNA of Phalaenopsis equestris, 2223 nucleotides long. Its product is annotated as AT-hook motif nuclear-localized protein 9. The record is from RefSeq and is a predicted model, not a curated record. The coding region runs from base 674 to 1828 and encodes 384 amino acids. The transcript is spliced from 7 exons. Gene Ontology annotation, molecular function: minor groove of adenine-thymine-rich DNA binding. Lineage: Eukaryota; Viridiplantae; Streptophyta; Magnoliopsida; Asparagales; Orchidaceae.